CGCAAUCAAGGCCAGCUAAUGGCAUUGUGCGGUCCCUGAGCAGACCUCAGCUUGACCUUCAGCAGUCCGAUUUCUCCGCCAUUCGCUCCACGCUGCAACUCUUCUGUGCAGCCAUCAUGCGCGGCAUAGCUUUCUUGUCGGCCUUGUGCGCCGCGGCUCUUGUCCAGGCCAACUUUCACACGGCGCAGAUCUACAUCCAGCCCGUCGAAAACUCAGAGUCACCCACCCUCCUUGCAGAGCUCGCAUACGAUCCCAGCCUUACCACAUCCUCCUCUAUCAUCUCCUACGAAGCUCCUGAAAUCCCUGAGUCCACACAGCUGGUCCGUGUAGGGCUGUACGACCCAAAGUCCUCGACGUGGAUAUCUGGCACGACUGUUGCUUCGGUGGACAAUUUCAGCAAGGGCUUCUCUCCCAAUUUGAUAUUGUCCAUCGAUGAGAAUGGAGAAGUCUUGAGCGCCGCGCUGAAGGGAGUGAAGAUCGAUGCAGGCCAGACGAGAGACUUUGGACCACAAGCUGUUGUGCUUCCAGCGCUCAAGGGCAAGCAGCCAGAACUGAACAAGCCUAUCGUACUCUCACCAGAGGGCAAGAAGGUUAAGGAAGAGGAGAAGACAUUCCUGCAAAAGUAUUGGUGGAUGAUUGGCAUUGUGGUGUUCCUGGCAAUGAGUGGAGGAGGCGAGAAAUAGAGUUGACAAUUCACGCGUACAUUAAUUUAAGCAAUGAAAUUCUUGGCUUGCGGCCAUUGACAGAAGCGCAACUUCUAUGAUCUACCUAAUCUCAUUACGACUGAGACUUUGCCAUUGCAUCUUGAUAUCUAAAACAGCCAAAGUCAACACAGUCCUAUGUGUCCAUCGUACCCAUCACCCCCUCGAUUACCUAGUCGAUGCUAGAAUAGGUACUC
Molecule: messenger RNA, 898 nt
Organism: Trichoderma asperellum CBS 433.97
Lineage: Eukaryota; Fungi; Ascomycota; Sordariomycetes; Hypocreales; Hypocreaceae
Source: RefSeq, a predicted model, not a curated record